Molecule: messenger RNA, 1474 nt
Organism: Pangasianodon hypophthalmus (striped catfish)
Lineage: Eukaryota; Metazoa; Chordata; Actinopteri; Siluriformes; Pangasiidae
Gene: rab5if
Product: RAB5 interacting factor
Exons: 4
Coding region: 158-544 (128 amino acids)
Biological process (GO): mitochondrial respirasome assembly
Source: RefSeq, a predicted model, not a curated record
UGCGCAUGCGCAGUGAAGCGUCAGCAGUAUUAAAGCCUCUGAAGUCCUGUAAAGGGCUGCGGAAGAGGAGAGAAGGAGGAAAGAAAGAGUAGAAAAGGUUUAUUUUUCACCGAGUGUUUGUUGGUGAAGGAGUGAGGGAGUGAAGGAGUGAAGGAGGAUGACUAACGGCUCGAGCAAGAGGAAAGAAGAGGUUCAUGUGGCUAACGGAGGGCUGAAGCAGUCCACAUGGAGCAAAGCGCUGAGCAGCAGAGCGGUGUGGGAGGACAAGGAUGAGUUUUUAGACGUGGUGUACUGGUUCAGACAGAUCAUCGCCAUCAUCCUGGGAGUGAUCUGGGGCAUCGUUCCGCUCAAGGGCUUCCUGGGAAUCGCCAUCUUCUGCAUCGUGAACGCCGGCGUCCUGUACGUUUACUUCAGCAGCUUCCAGCAGGUGGAUGAGGAGGAGUACGGAGGAACGUGGGAGCUCACCAAAGAAGGCUUCAUGACCUCUUUCGCUUUAUUCCUGGUGGUGUGGAUAAUCUUCUACACAGCGCUGCAUUAUGACUGAGGUCCGGUGGAGAACCUGCUCUAAAGCAGCGUAGUACACUCGGCUGUACAGUGGGGUCCUGGGACGGGCUGCACACGGCCGGCACUGGGCUUUACACACGUCACCAGCAGCGACCGGAGCCCCCCGACCCAGGUGCAUCAUGGGUACUCUGCUCUGAACCACUUCCUGAUCGGCGGCUCAUCCAGUUUUAAGCUAACGCCCGUCCAGUGCACUGCCAUGUGUUCUGAUUCAACGCUAUUCUCUCUCUCUCUCUCUCUCUUUUUUUUUUUUUUUUUUUUUCUCCUCUUUCUAUGAAUGACUUUGUAUUUAGUUUGUAAUUUAAAUUUAUUUCCCAUUACUCUAGUCUUACCUGUUAGGUCUUGAUAAUUUAAAAACAAGUGUAAAUUAUGUAUAGUUUCCAUUUUAAAGCUUGGAGAUCAUGUGUGUGUUCGCUGUUCUGUCUCGCGUGAUGAGAUUUCUCGUACGUCUCAGUAUUUUAGAGAGGAAUUUAUACGAAUGCGGACGAAGCCGUCGAGGUUUUAGUGCUGAUAUGCACAAGGUGUUACGUUCAGGUCACGUUUUUCUCUGACGAGUCGCAUUAAUGCAUUAAAAACUGCAUUUUCUUUUUUUUUUUUUUUUUUUUUUUUUUCCGCCUCUGAUAUUCCAACAAUUUGAUGAAGACCGAGAUUAAUCCGAUACUCGAAGGGUAUUAACGUGGAGCGCAUGAAACAAUUAGAGAUACUUUUUAGUAAAAAAAAAAAAAAUAUAGGUAUUUAACAUUUUCCUUCUUUAAAACACUGAUUGUUUUCCGGUGCAUGUUUUUCUCUCAUUUCAUUUUACAUCAUUUCUACAGUUCAGCCGGAAAAUCGAACCGUUUCCACUUUUUCUUACACGUCUUUAAAUUCUUUUGAGUUUGUUAUGAUGUAAUAAAACUGUAAUUCACCCGUAAAA